AUGGAGCGGCAGCGCCAAGUGUCGUCACGCUUCGUGCUGAAGUUCCAGUACUCGCAGACACUACGCCAGUACUACGAGCAGGGCAACUUCCUCAACUUCAACAAAAUUUGCCAAGGGAUCAACGAGGAGAAUGUGCACUCGGGCGAGAGCAUCUGGUUCAUCAAGCAGACGUCGUCCGAGCUGGAGGACAACAACCUUGAAGUGACUGUUGAGGUUGUCCACAAGAAAAAAUGGGACCGGUUGCUUUUUCGUUUUGCUCGUGCAUUUCUGGAGGAUCGACCCGACAGUCUCCCCUUACACAUGUGCCCCACGAUGCGGAUUCCUUGUCGAAAAGUUCUCUUCAACACGCUUAGAACGGAGCACAACAAUUUGAAGCUGCACGCGAUCCGCUGGGGAAAUUUGUCGGCCCGCGGUUGUCUACUAUGCCACUGGGAGGUCUCCUACUACACAAUGACCCAACAAGCCGAUGCUGUUGACCAGAAAUGGGUGAUCGCCGACUUUAUCCACGACGAGGGUCUCGCGCAGUUCAGGCUACGCACCUGUGAAAAGGAUAGGAAACAAGAUGGAGGCCGCGUGUUCUGCAACUACACCCUCAAGCUCUUCUACAAGCAUAUAAAGAAGAUGAUUGUCGAUCUGGACCCCGUGGAAACCGGGCUCUCCCCCGGGAUGAGGCCCUGUCGCCUGCACUUCUUCACGUCGGUACCGUUGUCGAUUCGGAAGACGUUCGAGUGCGGCCGUGACUCAAAUCGUGUCCAAGAAGGCGAGCGAUUCCUGGAAGUAAAGCGAGGAAGGACAUUCUUCGAACAGCCCAGCAACAAGGCCGUCUUUGGCGAGUGCCCCGUAUUUUCCAUCACGUUCCAGGAUAUGACCGACGAUGACCUGUACCAUCUCCUUUCCCGUCUCUACUACCGCAGCGGCGCCGAGAUCGAGUUCUGCCGGCUCGAGGUGGUCAACUUUCUGCUGGCCCAGAAACCGACCGAUGACCACUGCGGCGCCCACUACAUAAAUAUCCACUCGGAGGAGAACAUGGACCUGCUCAUACAGUUGCUGCAUCUGCACAAGGGACAUCCCGCUACGCCGGUGCGCGUCUUCAUGGUGCUCUACCUCAUCGAGGGUCUACUUUCGCGAGGAGCUGUUGUGAAGGAUCAAUUGCUUCUGGAUCGACACCAGUACAAGAAUUUCCUGAACCUCAUCUGCCCUCAUUUCCGCAAUCGAAACACGCGUAUACGGUGCGAAUGGGUGCUCGAGGAGAUGAUGGAUAUUAUUGACCAGAUGGCCGACGUCUUCUCUCUUCCGGCGCUCUUCCAGAAAUUGAUCAGCAGAGUGGUGAAGCAGGAGGAGAUUGACAACCGGAUCAACAUACAAGAGGGCUAUGUGCGUUGUCGAAAGAUCAUCAUCACUCCGUCCCGCAUUCUCUACGUGGCCCCGGAGGUGAUGAUGGGCAAUCGAGUCAUCAGGACGUACGGUGUGAUUGGGGACAAGGACAAAGACUCGGUAGAGAAGUACGCCAUCCUCCGCGUCUCUUUCCGCGACGACGACGGUCAAUUGAUGCGUCGUGUGAUGACGGGGCGGCAGGUCCUCGACCGUACCGUGCGCGGCGCAAUGACGGAUGGAGUCGUCGUUGGAAAUCAGCAUUUCAACUACCUCGGCAACUCGAACUCGCAGAUGCGCGAGCACGGCUGUUACUUCUACAUGGGGAGCACCAGCAAAUGCGAAUCGAUCCGUCGUAGCCUUGGCAAAUUCCGAGAACUACCAACGAUUGCCAAGGUGGUGGCCCGCCUCGGACUUUGCUUCACGCAAAGCAAGGAAAUUGAGGUGAAUCUGACGCGUUCAUUGGAGAUCACCCACUACGACACUGUGUGCGAUAUCACCGGCGGCGCCAAUCGCUUUGACGAGGAGUACACGUUCAGCGACGGCGUCGGCCGCUCGUCGAAGCAGUUCUUCGAGACGCUGGCCGCCGCCUGCUCAUUCCCGAAGAAGCACGUGCCGUCAUGUGUUCAGUUCCGAUUCCGUGGCGGAAAGGGCGUACUGUGCUUGGACCCGAUUCUCGACGAAUACAUCAAAUUUGGCGCCCGGCUGCGUCUUGUCGACCCGGAAACGGGUUUGGUCGACAAGGUGCUGCGAAUCGAGGACCCAAGAGCCGAAAAUCAGCCGCCUGCCUUUCAUCGCGUCGUCUUCAGGAAGAGCCAGAUGAAAUUCUCGGGCCCGAAGAAGAAGGACGGAACGGCAAAAAUGGAGCUGGUGAAGUACAGCGCGCCGACGUCGCUCUCCCUGAACCGGCCGUUCAUCAACAUCCUCGACCAGGUCUCCGAGAUGCAAUCUGCCCGGGCCCACGAGAGAAUCUGCAACCGGAUUGAGGCGCUGCUCGAUCGGCAUCUGCGCAAUAUUUCCAUGGUUCUCGUCGAUGAGCACAUGUGUCGCAGCAAGAUCAAGGAAUUGCCCCACCGGCUCGACAUUGACCGGUUGCCGGGCUUCCAACUGGCUACCGAGCCCUUCUUCCGCUCGUUGAUCAAGGCCCUCGUCCGCUAUUCGUUGCACAAACAACUACACAAGGCGCAAAUCCACAUCCCGCACGAGCUGGGCCGGGCCAUGUUCGGCGUCGUCGACGAGACGGGUCUCCUUCAAUCGGGCCAAGUCUACUGCUCCUACACGGUCAACAUUGGGCUGAAGACGCCGGCGGCUAGCGCGUCGAAGCGCGUUUUGUCCGGCCCGGUGCUGAUCACGAAGAAUCCGUGCAUCGUCUCCGGCGACGUGCGAGUAUUUGAGGCCGUCGACAUCCCACAGCUGAGCCACCUCCGCGACGUGCUCGUCUUCCCACAACACGGCCCACGGCCCCAUCCCGAUGAAAUGGCCGGCUCCGACCUGGAUGGUGAUGAAUAUUCGGUGAUCUGGGAUCCGGAGCUGCUCUUCGAAUACAACAUGCCGCCGAUGGACUACUCGUCCAAAUCGGGCGGCGGCGCCCUAAAGCCCGAAGACAUUACGAAGCAGAUGAUCGCCUACUACCACAAUUACAUGAGCCAGGACCAGGUUGGCCAAGUGGCGAACGCGCAUCUAAUCGCCUCCGACACGUACGGGCUGGACUCGGUGGUGGCGAAGGGAGUGGCGAAGAAGCACUCGGAAGCCGUCGAUUUCCCGAAGACUGGCCAGGCACCCGAGAAGCUGACGGCAGACUGGACCCUGAUCCCCGUUGACGAGCCGGAUCGGGUUGGAAUCGAGGUUCCGCCAGAGAAGGCCCCGCGAAUGCCCGAUUUCAUGGAGAAGGACCAGGCGCCCGUGUAUCGCAGCGCGCGCAUGGCCGGAAAGGUUUACAGGCAAGUCAAAAUGGUGCAAGAAGUCCUCUACCAGUCCGAACAACGCGACCAGCAGCUGUCCUUUCCGAUGGACGAGUCGCUGUUCAUCGACGACUGGGAAAUUUUCAAAAAAGAGGCCGAGGAGGACUACGCCAACUACUGCAAUACCCUCAAGCGCGAAAUGGAGCACUACGGUAUUCUGACGGAGGCCGAGCUGCUGACGGGGGCCAUUAUGGAGAUGAGGAACCGGCUGUCGGACAAGGAAAAUGACGAUAUGAGCCUGUACAACACGAUGCACGUCUUAGAAUCCAAGAUGACGGCCGCCUGGACGAGCUAUCGGAAGGGCUUCUUCGAGAACGAGAACAAGUACGCACGCCACCCGGCUUUUGGCGAAUACCGCGAGAAAUGCCAUCUGUACGAGAACAAGCCGUACGCCAGCGAGGACAACGAUCUCCACUAUUUCUGCUCCACCUCGGAUAUCACGCUGCCGAUGAAGCAGAAGGCCGUUGCGUAUUAUCGCGUCGCUUAUGAAAAAGCGCAACACGUGCUCCCCGAGCAAGGCCGCGUCCUCUCGUUCCCGUGGCUGGUGUGGGACAUUCUGCGCGAGGUCAAGCAGGACUACAUUUUGAACCCGGCGAACGAGGGCGUCAUCGGCCGGCUCAACCAGUACACCAUGUACAAUCAACUGACGGCCCACAUGUCCCAGUACUGCGCCGAGCACCAGGAUCAGCUGCUGAUGUUCAGCUACCGCGUGCAGCAGUGUCGAGCCGUCGCCCUCUACACGCACAAAUAUGACGGGACGGGCCGGUGGAGGACCCGCGAUCAUCACCAGAUGCCCGAAGAGGAGGAGGAUAGCCCUGGGCUACUCCAAGUGCUGUUUAUCGCCAGCCGAUGGGCCGACGUCGUCAAGGUGUACGAGGAGGGGAAUAUUCGGGAGAUGCACUUGAUGCUGUUGAUGCUGCAAUACGCGACGAGCCACCUGCCCGGCACAUCACACGAUUCCACCGUACACCUGGAAGUGAUUCCGGUGGACCAGGACUUUGCUGGGGAUGACGAACGGUUGGCGCGGAUUGGGCUUCGGUCUCCGGGUCGACUGUUUGCCCUCUUCUUGCAAUAUAUCGGCUCGUGUACAUUCCGCCGUCUCCCCCAUCUAUUCUUCGACGAUAUGGGCUAUGAUAUGGCGUUUUUCGACGAGGAAUGGCAUCUUCUACACCAGUGCGCCCGGAUCUCGUUCUAUUCGAUGGUGUUUUCGUCCCGUUUUGAAGAACUUCCCCUGCGUGCCGAUGAGCAUGAUAAGCCGUUGCCGGAGCUCGUCCAAGAGGGCACCUCGUUCACCAUCGAAUUGCCAAUGACAGUACGCGAACUGGACCUUGAAGAUGAUCUACGCAAAAAGUGUGGUCUGCAAGAGGUGAAGAUGCGAAGGAAGCACUCAUACAAAAACGGAGAAGCGGCGACUCGUGUCCGAGUGUCGGCUAUGGGCACCACGAAAGCGUUGCGGAAAUUGCGUCGACUCGUUCAGGCGCGACCCAUUCACAAUGCCGAAAAAAUGGGCAAAUCGAUCGAGAGCGCCUAUCCACAACGGACCCUUCAGAAUAUCCGAAGUGAGCGCCAGCUCGACGACUACGACAUGGAG
Mesorhabditis spiculigera is the source of this 4923-nucleotide messenger RNA. NCBI's taxonomy places the organism in Eukaryota, Metazoa, Nematoda, Chromadorea, Rhabditida, Rhabditidae. The record is from the annotation of a GenBank genome assembly.